Ectocarpus sp. CCAP 1310/34 is the source of this 3284-nucleotide messenger RNA. NCBI's taxonomy places the organism in Eukaryota, Phaeophyceae, Ectocarpales, Ectocarpaceae. The record is from the annotation of a GenBank genome assembly.
AGAGAGAGAGAGGAGAUACAUCGUAGUGCCCGCAGUAGGCAUGCCACGGUUUUACAAGGACAGCGUGCUAGCGCGGACUGUUUGCCAGUCACGGCAACAAACGACGGUGUUUGAGGGUGCACCGGUGGUAUCCGGGUCCGCAGCGGUGCUUCUUGGGGACGUUGAUAACGACCCGCAAGCAGAGAGAGAGCUCGCCGUUGGCGGGGUCGAUGGCACGCUGGCUGUGUUCAAGGUGGGACAUCCCACACCGGGGCCUUACUUCAUGGCGUCAGGGCUUGGCACCUUGUCCGCGCUAGGGUUAGGAAAAUUGUUCUUGGGGUAUGGCGACGACCAGCAGCUGAUCGCUUGCACGGAGGAAGGCGUCUGCCACAUUUUCAACAUCAGGCCGGCCGACCUAAAAUGGGAUCCAGAAUCUGAUACCGGGCGCGUUAACCCCGUGUGGUCGGUCCCUUGCCCGAAGAAUGUCACUUCGUGCUGCAUAGCGGACAUUGAUGGAGACAAAAUGCAGGAAGUGGUGAUGGGGACCCGGGAAGGCGGCGUGCAUGUCCUCAAGAUUGAUUUUAACCAAGAACAACACAAGGGCAAGGAUGAAGGAGUCAAAACGACCGAAAAAUCGGGUUGGGCAGGUGGGGUGUCGACUGGGGACACCCCCCGGAGUGACGUGUUUUGUUCGUCUCCGGCUGCGCAGUCACGGCACUCGACCCCGACAGCUGAUGAGCCCGGACUCGAAAGGCUGGCUCAAGAUGGAGACGAGUCUGAUGCCACACCAAAUCCCGUCCGAGGACCAAGCACGGGCCCAUCGAAGUCGGCCUAUUGGGAGGACCGAAAAAGCAUGGAGACGCCGGACAGUACCAACGCUCCAGGCGUUGUUGCUGCUGAUACCCAACCGUUCUCUUUGAGCCCGCACUUGAAGCCCCUGCUGGAGCUGAAAGCCCAGGACGCCGUGACGAGCCUCUCCAUCGUUUUCGUCCCGGAGAUCUCUAGUAUGCCCUCCACGAGCAUAACGUCUCGCAGCGGAGAAGGAGUUGCGCCACCAGCAACAGCUCAGGCUGAUGGAAACUCUGACAACGUUGACGGGAGUGGCCGUGGCCUCACCACAUGCCCGCCUCAUGAAGAUCGACCUCAAGGCGGCAGCGGGAGUAUGCCGGCUUUGGCGUCGAGAACCGACGUGAUGGAACAGGGUGCUUCGGCAGCCGGCGUGUAUGUUGCGGUAGGCCUCGAUACAGGAGUGGUGGAGGUCAUGCGGCUCAGCAGCCAACGUGUGGGUACCCGGAUACUCGACCUCGUCAUAGCCUCCGAACGAUCGGACCGUCUUUCAUCGAUCUCCGACGCUGCGGCGGCAGCGGACUCGCAUCCCGCGGCAGAUGGUUCUGCUGCUGGUGACACAUUAGGUGGCGGCCUUUCUCGUCUCUCUAGCGACGACCGAGACGCGCACGUGUGUUUGCGCAGCGAAACGUCGGCGUCACAACCGGCGGCAGAAGGAGGACCGGCGGCAAAGCUGAGCGGCGAAAGCAACACAAUGUCUCGCCUUCGUCUUGACCGGGACGAAGUAGGAAACCAGGAAAAACGGGUCCUGCCGGGAGCAGCAGCUGCUGCAGUAGCAACAGCAACAGCCGCGGGGCUCGUGGCAUCGGUCUUGUGUGGUUGGCACGUCCCAGCGGAUUCCCCGAGUGCCGACUCAUGGGCCGGGCGUGGACUGGUCGUAGGUUUUUCGGACACCGAGGCAGGAACGUCUCCCUUCGCCGAGACGCCUAGAACUCCUCUGGGUCACACAUCAGGGAAUGUGCCGACUCGGGGCUGGGGUAGCAAGACAAUCGAGGGCGUUGGCGCAGGAGCCAGUAGCAGUCAGACGGGCAGCGGUGACGGCCGGCAGGAAGCAUUGCAUUCGUUCCAGAGGCUUGACUUCGAACAUGAAGAGGGAGGGACAGAGAGCCUAUUUGUUGUGUGCUCGUGGAGUGGAAACACACUCAUGUUCGAUGCUGAAGGUAUGCCAUGUGCAGGGUUCGACGCAGAAGCGCACCUGCCGGGCCCCUUGACUGCGUUCGUGGCCGGCGACCUCACGACACCAUCGGGGUCGACAGGGCCUUCCUUGGUCUACCUUGGCGCAGAGGGGAAGGUGGUGGCAUACCACGGCUUGCCAGAGCAGAUAGAAUCGGCGACUCCGGCGCAGUUCAUCCCCAUCCUCGUCAAGGACGGCUCGAUGGAUAAGCUGAAAGAUCUCUUGACGAGCCUAGCCAACCGCCUUCAAUGGCGCUCGAGCGAGCAAGCCCUGCCCCUGUUCCCAUCCUCCACCCCUCCACCCGACGCGCAACCUGCUGAUGAGAGCGAAUGUGUCCAACUCGAGGAUGGAACCGGCUCAAGUGGGCCCGCUGAGGUAGCUACUGCCGCCGCCGCCGCCAACAUAUUUUCGGACGACGAGCCGGACGCAGCCCUGUCCCUGUCGGAUGCCAUCUUGACGCGGGCGGUUUUAUGCUCGUCGGGACUCGUUGUCGCGCUAGGGAGCACUGCGAGAAGGAACGAGCGCCGGAAAAGCACUGCAGAUUGUGGCGCCUGUAGUUUCGACGAUGCUCGAUGGCGACGCGAAAUGCGCGCGCUUGCGGAGGGAGAGGGAAGCACGAUUACCGUCGGCGAGGGAGCGGCGGCGAUAGACAGGGUAUUGAAAGAGAUGCAGGCUUGGCAAACCAGGGGAAGAGGAUCUGAACGCCCCGUUCGUCCCCUGUCCCCUCUACUCCCCGCAGAACCGACCCUCACACAUUUUCCGUGCUUACGGGGAACACUGGAGGCUCUGUCAUGUUGGGGGUCGGGCCCCCGGCGAGAUUCCCUUCGAAGCGCUUUGAAGGAGUCUAAAGCUACGGCGGAGGUGUUUGCGUCACCGGGUUGAAGCUUGUCCGAGCGGAAAGCCCCUGCAACCCUUUGAAAAAAUUCUCGUUGGUUGUCGCGCAAAACUCAAUCACGGCUGAAGGGCUGGCCAGCAGACAUAAUGUGUUGAUCGGCAAAGUCUACGUGAUGGCUCACCACUGGCUUCGAUGCGAAUCGACUAGCUCAGCACAUGAUAAUUUGUUUUCGGUGGUACCUCAUGACUCGUGUCUUGUGGAAGCGUCCCGCUGCAUCGAGAUAGGCAGCAUUUUGCCGUCUUGUGCUCUGUUUCGGCGGGUGUAGUGAAGUGUUUUUGAGACAUGAUUGGUGACACCUAGUAGCGACUCCCUUGCACGGCGCAGUUCGUUGUCUGUCUGGCGGAAAGGGUUUCCCACGACGCUCGGUCCCAGGGUCCCAAAUUGUGGCCU